AUGUUGAAAAAUAUUUCAAGUAAUGAUAAUCUAACUAAAAGUGGUCUUUUUAAUCAUUUUUGUAUUAUUGGACAAGAUAAUUAUAGUAAUAUUAAUGAAAUAACAAAUUCUAAUUUAAUAAAAAAAGCACCAAUAAUAAAUAUUGAAAUAAUCUUUCCAAAAUUAUUUGAAAAAUUACCAGAAAAUUAUGAAAUAAUAACAACUACUAAUAGUGGUACAUCAGCAAAUCUUUUUGGAAAAACUUUUCCAUUCAAAGAAUGUUAUAUUAUAUUUGAACGUGGUUAUCAUAAACCUCCAAUUAUUGAUAUUGGUAUAAUUGAUAAGACUAAAAAUGAGCAAUGUUUACGUGAUUCAAAAAUAAUUACCCGUACAAGAUAUGGACAUUCUGCUAAUCUUUCUAAUAGUAUAAAUGGAAAAAUGUAUUUAGUAUAUAAAAGAGCACCAGUAGAUUUUUCAUUAGACAAUAUGGUUGUAGUUGAUAUUUGUAUUAUUAAUGGAACAAAAAAAGAAAAAACACCAGGAAAUUUUUUUAAAAUUCCUAAAAGUAUAAAUAAAGGUAUAUUAAAUAAUGAAAUAUUUAUAUGUUAUAGAAAAGAAAAAUUAAGACAUAAAGAACUAACAUUUAAUUGUAAACUUCUUGAUUCUUUUCCACCUAUUAAAGAAAUUAAUAAUAUUUGUAAUAUACCAAUGUUUUGUAUGCCUGAAGGUUCUAAAAUUUUAUGUUGGAGUGAUACAAAAAAUAAUCCUACACCAUUUUCUAAUACAUUUAUUUUAACUGAAAAAGAUGGUUCAAGAAUUUAUGGUAUAACAUAUGGUUUUUAUGAAAAAUUUUAUGGUUCAUUAAAUAAUGAUCAAUUAGAAAAAUUAGAGUUAAAGAAAUGUGAUGAUUUUUAUAUUGAUAAUAAAGGUAAAAAGUAUUAUUUAUAUAAUAAUAUUUCUAUAUGUUUUAUAUCAAAUUUUCCUUAUUUUGAUAGUUUUUAUAUGAUUCUUCAAUAUAUUAAAAAAAUGGUUGAUGAUGAUAAAAAAUUUUGUAUUGAAAAAUUUUUAUCAAAUUUAUUAUAUAAAACUAUUUAUCCAGUUCCUAUGAAUCCUCAUUUUAAAUUAGGUCUUGGAGAAGAAGAAAUAUUUUUUAAUUUUUCAAAUUUUAAUGAUUUCCCUAUUUGUGGAUCAUCAUAUGUUGAUACAUUAAGAUUAAUUGGACCAAUGAAUCUUUUAAUAUUAGUAAUUUCAGCUAUCAAUGAAAAAAAUAUUAUUUUUCAUUCUGUUAGAUCACAUUUAUUAACAAUUGUCUGUGAAAGUAUAACAUCAUUAAUGUUUCCAUUUUUUUGGGAUUUUCCAUAUAUACCAUAUUGUCCAUUUAAUAAUUUUAUAAUUUUUGAAUGUCCAUGUCCAUAUAUUGUUGGAGUUGAUUCAAAAUAUUUUGAUGAUAUAAUUAAUUUUCCAAAAGAAACAAUUUGUUUUGGUCUAGAUACUAAUACUAUUUCUUUAUCAAAAGAAGAAAUUGAAAAAAUAUAUAAUUCUAUUCCAUUACAAUGUGCAAAAUAUUUAAGGGUUAAUUUAACAAAAAUAUAUAAUGAAUUGAUGGAGGAAGAUCAACGUUUAUUAAAUUUAAAAUAUUCAGAAGAUCCAUUAAUACAAUUAUCAUUAAAAAAACAUCUUUUUAAUAUUAAUAAUGUUUACAAUAAAAGAAUAAAAGAAAUAUUUUUACGAUUUAUGUGUAACCUGUUAGUUGGAUAUGAAUUUCAUUUUAUUUUAUCAAAUAAUAAUGGAAUUGAAUUAAAUAGUAGUUUAACAAAAAAUAUUUAUGAUAUAGAAGGAUUUAUAUCAAGAAAACCAAAAAUAUAUAAAGAAUUUUAUAAAAAAUUAUGUUCAACACAAGCUUUUGUUUCACUUAUUCAAGAUAAAAUUUCAAAAUCAGAUCGUUCCAAAUAUUAUACAUUUUUUAAUUCAUUAUUGUUGAGCUUUAUAAAUGAUAAUGAUGAACAAUUAUUAGAAGAUGAAGGAUAUGAUGAUGUUUUAGUUAAUAUUCCAUUAUAUCAUGUAAAUAUUUUUGAAAAAGAUAAAGAAAGAGAUGAUAAUGAAAAUUUUCCACAAAAAUUUGAUGAUAAUUUAUUUGUCAUUGAAGAUAUAAUGGAAUGUAUCCAGAUUGAUGAUGAUAAUAGUAAUAAUAAUAAUAAUAUAGAAGAAAAAAAUUCUUUGAAAUAUUAA
Messenger RNA from Strongyloides ratti, 2208 nucleotides. Its product is annotated as Calmodulin-binding protein related to a Rab3 GDP/GTP exchange protein. Bases 1 to 2208 code for a protein of 735 amino acids. The record is from RefSeq and is a predicted model, not a curated record. NCBI's taxonomy places the organism in Eukaryota, Metazoa, Nematoda, Chromadorea, Rhabditida, Strongyloididae. Gene Ontology annotation, cellular component: cytoplasmic vesicle. The transcript has 2 exons. Gene Ontology annotation, biological process: regulation of Rab protein signal transduction.